AUGCUCAUUUACACAGAGUCUGACCGGGAGCCGACGGUGAUGAAAGACGGAACAAGCUGUCCCAAUGCAGGCGGUCCGCGGGCGUUUAUGCUCGAUUCAGCUACUACGGUGCGAUCUACUCCAAAACUCUUGGAAGUCGCACCUUUGAGGAGCCACCGAUUCACGUGUCGUCCAGGAAAGCCCUGUAGUGUUGUUGUCACAGGAUAUGGCCUCCAAGAAAGCGACCAUGUAACAAUCCUUCCUGCUGACGGAUCCUGUCCACCGGAGGAUCUCGGACAGGCAGUUCAAGAGCAAGUGAUCAGCUCAAAGCGUCAGAUUCGCACCUCCAGCAAAACCACUUACGACUAUUCAGUAAGGCCACAAAACGAACAGACCAUCAUGACUGUAUUCGACUUGAAGCCCUUGGACGAAGGCAAGUACAUUGUCUGCUAUGCAACGAGCCGGUCGACUCGCGGAGAAGAUCCGGUUGCCAAAGACUUCCACUACAAAGCAGGUGAAAUCGGUAAGGAUGUAAUGCGUAGCCACAACACAAGUUGGAACCUGGCUACAGAUAAUGCCUCACAAAGCAUGUAG
Toxoplasma gondii ME49 is the source of this 573-nucleotide messenger RNA. RefSeq lists its product as hypothetical. The record is from RefSeq and is a predicted model, not a curated record. Lineage: Eukaryota; Apicomplexa; Conoidasida; Eucoccidiorida; Sarcocystidae. Bases 1 to 573 code for a protein of 190 amino acids. The transcript has a single exon.